This is a messenger RNA of Anopheles bellator, 1133 nucleotides long. Its product is annotated as zinc carboxypeptidase-like. The transcript has 4 exons. Gene Ontology annotation, biological process: proteolysis. Lineage: Eukaryota; Metazoa; Arthropoda; Insecta; Diptera; Culicidae. The record is from RefSeq and is a predicted model, not a curated record. The coding region runs from base 157 to 1050 and encodes 297 amino acids. Gene Ontology annotation, molecular function: metallocarboxypeptidase activity; zinc ion binding.
UUGGUUGUUCCUCCGCAUAAAGUGGCCGAGUUCGAAGAACUGAAACAGCAUCUCGAUUUCGAGAGCCGGCUGAGGAUCGAGAACGUGCAGAAGCUCAUUGACGAAGAAAGUCCCCAAAAGUCUAGGCGCGCAUUCGAUUGGGCAGGCUAUCACACUAUGGAAGAAAUGUACAUCUGGAUCAACGAUCUGGUGACUACGUAUCCGACCAUCCUCUCGGUGGUAUCCAUUGGUCAGUCAUACGAGGGGCGGGAAAUGAUCGCUCUCAAACUGUCCUACAAAACGGGUAAUCCGGGAAUUUUCAUCGAGUCCAACAUACACGCCCGCGAAUGGAUCACCUCGGCUACGGUCACGUGGAUCCUGAACGAGUUUUUGACUUCUGACAAUCCCAAUGUACGCGAGCUGGCGGAGAACUACGAUUGGUAUAUUUUGCCGGUUGUGAAUCCCGACGGGCUCCACUACACCAAGACGGUGAACCGGAUGUGGCGUAAGAAUCGAUAUCCCCACAACGUGCUGUGCUACGGAGUGGAUAUGAACCGUAACUUCCCCGGACACUGGAUGGAGGGAGGAGCAUCAGCCGUUCCAUGCACGGACACUUAUGCUGGGCCGGAACCGGGAUCGGAAAUCGAGACCAAAAACGUCAUGAACUACUUCCUGAGCGUUAAGGACAAUAUUCAUGCUUACUUCGCCUUCCAUUCAUACGGACAGUAUAUUCUGUUUCCGUACGGACACACAAACACCUAUUACUCCGAAAACUACUAUGAUAUGAUGGAAAUGGGAGAAGCGGCAGCUAUCGCUAUCUUCCAAAAAUACAAAACGACAUACGAAGUCGGUACAACGGCUGAUGUACUAUAUAUCAAUUCUGGAUCUUCCCGAGACUGGGUGCAUGGUACGCAAGGUGUACCUAUAGCUGCUACGAUCGAGUUCCGCGACACGGGCUAUCACGGAUUCAUUCUACCACCAGAGCAAAUCAUUCCUAACGCCAUAGAAAUUUUAGACGGCCUGGUGGCAUUUCUGCGUAAGGGUAAAGAAAUUGGAUAUUUCACUGUUUAAGUUCACUUUUUAACCACAGUUCUUCGCAUGAUUGUAAUACUUAAUCGUUAAAAUAUAAAAUGGCACUGGUCGUAUGUUCCGCA